CUUUUUUUUUUCUUUCGUCCCUGCAGGCAGUUGUACAGUAUAAAAACGCAGCGAUGCUCGGUAAAUAGCCACACUUUCUUGCUUAAACAUCUAGCGACUACUACCACAAAAUGAAGCUCUUCCUGCUGAUCGCAAUCUUCGUCGCAAUAGUGAUGGUCAACGCCGUGCCUCUGCAAGGCGAGAAGGGCGAAACGGCGAUCAUCGCCGACGAUUUGGAUACGGCCGAGAUGUUCGCUAAGAGUUACGGCAAACCUAAAGCCCCUAAAUCGUCGUACGGUUCUCCGCAGAAAGCCAAGAAGGAGAAGGCACCUAAAGCAUCUUACGGCUCUCCGCAGAAAGCCAAGAAGGAGAAGGCACCUAAAGCAUCGUACGGUGCACCCAAAGCCAAGCCUCAGAAGGAGAAGGCACCCAAAUCAUCGUACGGCAAACCGAAGAAAGAAAAGAAACCCGACUCGUCCUACGGUAGAAAAUAGAACUUCAGACACGAAGUUCAGCUGCACGAUGAUGUGUGUGUUUUUUUUUUCUUCUUUAAAUCUUACACGAGUCCUGUUGAUGAUUGACCUGUUUUGUUAUACGGUGGAUAACGCGCUGUGCCGCUAUCCGAUUAUAUCUCCAUUUCUUUUUUGUUCUUUCAAUGUAACGCUCCUCGUUUGAAUGAUUCGCUUCCUCACGCAUUUUUCGUACGAUACUUGUCUGUUGUCAAGUAUCACCUCUUUCCUCUCACGUCACGCUCAAUUCAAUGCUAGCGUUCCAUUUAUGUAAACCACUUAUCUUUUGAGGAUGAAAUAUAAUUUUUUGAAAAUGUGAA
This is a messenger RNA of Daphnia carinata, 808 nucleotides long. RefSeq names its product small ribosomal subunit protein bS16-like. The transcript is spliced from 2 exons. Lineage: Eukaryota; Metazoa; Arthropoda; Branchiopoda; Diplostraca; Daphniidae. The record is from RefSeq and is a predicted model, not a curated record. The coding region runs from base 111 to 473 and encodes 120 amino acids.